Pseudoliparis swirei is the source of this 498-nucleotide messenger RNA. RefSeq names its product U3 small nucleolar RNA-associated protein 18 homolog. Gene Ontology annotation, biological process: rRNA processing. Gene Ontology annotation, molecular function: protein binding. Lineage: Eukaryota; Metazoa; Chordata; Actinopteri; Perciformes; Liparidae. The coding region runs from base 101 to 337 and encodes 78 amino acids. The record is from RefSeq and is a predicted model, not a curated record. The transcript has 4 exons. Gene Ontology annotation, cellular component: Pwp2p-containing subcomplex of 90S preribosome; small-subunit processome.
GGUGACCUGAUGUCUGCAGAGAGCAUGCUCAGUCUGAGAGGAAGCACCACCAGCCUGAGGAAGAGUCAGUGGUCUCUGAAAGGGCUGUCAAUCGACCUCGAUGACCUUCAACCCGUCGUCUGAGAUCCUGGCCAUCGCCUCCCGAGACGAGGACGAGGCUGUGCGCCUGGUCCACAUGUCCAGCCUCAGCGUCUUCUCUAACUUCCCCGUCUCCAAGAGGAAGAGUAUUUAUCGAACCAGCUGCCUGGACUUCUCCCCUCACAGCGGCUUCUUCUCAUUGGCCAACAACAAAGGACACGCCCCUCUGUACAGGUUGCUCCACUACAAGGACUUCUGAGGACCUGGUUCACAUGAGCCCGGUUCUUUCUGGUCCCAACUAGAACCUGGUGGGUCAGGAGCCAGACCCUAGACCUCAACGAGUCCUGGUGGAGAUGAAAACAUGAACAUGUUUGAUUUAUAUUGUUUGUAUGAAGAUAUUCUAUAAAAGAACUAAAACUA